UGGAAGAAGAAGAGCUACUAGGUUGCAUGAGAUACAAAAAAACCAACAUGGCGGCGUGCAGUAGAUUACCCUUGCAGUUAUUUUUAUCAACUCAGACAUCGCGUGUGAUCUGCACCAGAAAUGUACAAGUUAAAAGUGAAACAGAAGCGAACCCGUUAUAUCCAGCGCUUUUACCGUCUCGGACAGCUAAGAGUAAAUCAGCGAAAAGGCGAGUGUUACUGGAGUUCUUCGAGCAGCUGCGCACAGUCGAGCCACAGGAGAAGAUCCGGGCUCUCACCCGUAUCCAGCGCAUGAAGUAUGUGGUUUACCCUCAGACUCCGGCUGUAGGAGCGGAUAAAUGGUACCAGCAUUUCACCAAGACCGCGUAUCUGCCCGGUCUUCCGGAGAAGAUGAGCACUGCUGAGCUGGAGGACACUCUGGUGUCUGAUCUGUGCUCCACAGUGUGUGACAGUCUCCUACAGGAGCACUGGUACAUGAAGAAAGGCAGGACGUUCCUCCAGAAAGAGCAGGCGCAGUUUGCUGCACCCUUUUUGAUGAACACUGUGUCUGGGCUCAUUUCCUCACUGGCCAGCAGAAAUCCUGUGCUCCGACUGUCUAAUUUUGAUCUGUCUCCUUAUGUCAACUUUUACUGGGUGAACGGAGAGAGGACUAUUCCGAGAGGACACCGGCGUGGCAGAGUCGAGCCUCAGAGGUUCCAGAUUGAUGAUAGACCUCACAGCCAGAUACGUAUCCGGCAGCAGCUCCCUGAGUUUGUGCCACUUGAGACAGAGGUAGCUGCUGAAGUGCCAGUAAUGCAGUUGGCUCCUGAUUGCCUCCCUUUGUUCCGGAGACAGUAUGACAAUAAUAUCUCUACAGGUGCUAAACUGCAAGACCCCUGCUGCUAUGGGCACACACAGUUCCACAUGGUCCCUGAUAAGUUCCGCCGGGACAAACUAAUUAAAAAAAACCUCUCUGAUCAUAUCGAGGUGUUUUUGAGGGCCAACGGUAUUGCAAGUCUCUUUGCAUGGACAGGAGCACAGGCCAUGUAUCAGGGUUUCUGGAGUGAACAGGAUGUGAGCAGGCCGUUUGUGUCUCAGGCUGUGAUCACCGAUGGACAGUACUUCUCUUUCUUCUGCUAUCAGCUCAACACGCUGGCCCUGAGAUCGUUCUCCAUUCCCGACAACCCACGUAAGAACCUGUGCUGGGGCACAGAGAGCCUGCGCCUCUACGAAAGAAUCACAGAUGGAGAUGUGAUCGGCUGGGAUGACGAUGUGCUUAAGCUCCUUGUAAAGUUUCUGCUGAACAAGCCAUAAAUUAAUCAAGAGAGCUUGAGUGUGGAAAUCUGGUGGCAUUUUCCUAAUAGAAAAUAAAUAUAAUAUAAUAUGCGCCA
Molecule: messenger RNA, 1369 nt
Organism: Ictalurus punctatus (channel catfish)
Lineage: Eukaryota; Metazoa; Chordata; Actinopteri; Siluriformes; Ictaluridae
Gene: mrps30
Product: mitochondrial ribosomal protein S30
Exons: 5
Coding region: 27-1292 (421 amino acids)
Biological process (GO): translation
Cellular component (GO): mitochondrial large ribosomal subunit; ribosome; mitochondrion
Molecular function (GO): structural constituent of ribosome
Source: RefSeq, a predicted model, not a curated record